Drosophila mauritiana is the source of this 410-nucleotide messenger RNA. RefSeq lists its product as uncharacterized. The transcript is spliced from 2 exons. The record is from RefSeq and is a predicted model, not a curated record. Bases 68 to 238 code for a protein of 56 amino acids. Lineage: Eukaryota; Metazoa; Arthropoda; Insecta; Diptera; Drosophilidae.
CCUAUGUGGUUUUACCAAGAACUUCAAAGAUGACGAAUUGAAUUAGUUGUCAGUCUAUUGUUUCCCAAUGCGGUUGACUGUUUUCUGCUUGUGCCUCUUUUUGUGCCUGGAGCUGUUAGUGCCCAGACACGUCGUGGGCCACGAUGGAUUCCAUAACAUCGAGAAGGAAAAGCGCUGGAAAAACUGGCCAGCACGUGUGAGGCACCACCAUAAAAACAUAACUCCAUCUGAUCGCUGACAAGGUUGGGAUUGCACGCGAUUACUUAGGGCACGUUACAAAGUCAUUUACACGGCCAUAAUGCCUCGGAUCUCGCCAGACAAUGGGAAGCGGAAGCCUUGUCCAUCAUAUCAAUGGAUCACUGCUUAAUUGAGCAUUUCCAAUGUUCGAAUGUGUAAAUAAUAAAUUGAAU